Oncorhynchus nerka (sockeye salmon) is the source of this 594-nucleotide messenger RNA. Its product is annotated as insulin-like. Gene Ontology annotation, cellular component: extracellular region. The transcript is spliced from 3 exons. Gene Ontology annotation, molecular function: hormone activity. The record is from RefSeq and is a predicted model, not a curated record. NCBI's taxonomy places the organism in Eukaryota, Metazoa, Chordata, Actinopteri, Salmoniformes, Salmonidae. The coding region runs from base 16 to 444 and encodes 142 amino acids.
CUCCAGGGGUAUAAAAUGGGGGGAGAAUCUGGUGUUCUGCCUCAACCAACUUUUCCUUCAGCAUUUCUGCUACUCUUCUACAGAGCUUCUUCACCACCACCUCCACAGUCCACCAUCAACAUGGCCCUCUGGCUCCAAGCUGCAUCUCUGCUGGUGCUGCUGGCCCUCUACCCUGGGGCAGACGCUGCAGCUGCCCAACACCUGUGUGGCUCUCAUCUGGUGGACGCCCUCUAUCUGGUGUGUGGAGAGAAAGGAUUCUUUUACAACCCAAAGAGAGAUGUGGAUCCCCUAACAGGGUUUCUCUUUCCAAAAUCGUCCCAGGAGAACGAAGUUGCCGAGUCCCCGUUCAAAGACCAGAUGGACAUGAUAGUAAAGAGAGGUAUUGUAGAGCAGUGCUGUCACAAGCCUUGCAACAUCUUCGACCUGCAGAACUACUGCAACUGAGGCCUGUCUCACCGCUAAGCCUGCUCUUCUCUCUGCCACUCUCCAAUGCGCAGAGGCAUCAUCCCCGUCUCAAAGAAAAGCUUCAAGUGCAGACAAGAAAUGGCAUAGACAUGUUUUAUUUUUCCUAGAAAAUAAAGUUCUAUGAAAUGA